AAGCCAAGAAAAAAAAAUAAGAAGAAGAACAGCUCUAUUUCCGACACAUAUAAAGAGUCGAAAGUUUAAUUCCAGCACACAUGCAACGGUGGUAGUUAGUUCUUCAGCGGUCUGUCAACAAUAUAUAUUACAAUGUCGGCAUGUGCAUUGAGAGUGUUUCUCCAGCGAGCGGCUGUGACGCGUAAAGCGGCGCACCAAACAUUCAGUCAAACGAGAGCGUUUCCUCAAUGCGUGACCGGGAGCUACACACACAGUAGAGGAAUAAACACAUUAACAAAUUCACUAAGGGCUGAGGAGAAGGUGACAGUUCACUUUCUGAAUCGAGAUGGAAAAAGGAUUUCGGUGAAAGCUUUAACAGGAGAAUCACUACUCGAUAUUGUUGUUAACAAUGAUCUAGAUAUUGAUGGAUUCGGUGCAUGUGAGGGAACUUUGGCCUGCUCUACGUGCCACCUUAUUUUCGAGGAGGCCGUUUAUAAGAAGCUUGGACGUAUUUCUGAUGAGGAAAUGGACAUGCUGGACUUGGCUUAUGGGCUUACAGACACAUCUCGUCUGGGUUGCCAGGUGUGUUUGAGGAAGGAUCUGGAUGGGAUGAUUCUGCAUGUGCCAGAUGUGAUAUCUGAUGCUCGAGUUGACAGUGAAAAAGAGUCCUCUACAGCCCCACCCAAAGUAUAAUCUAUAAAAUAAAGCCCAGUCGUAUAUCAUAAAAACUGUAUUAUGGAGAAAUCUUUAAUAGCAGAUAUUUUAAUAUGUACUACUUUAAUAGAAAACUACAUUUGAAUUGAUAACAUGUAUUGUUUGGUAUUAUUUAAUUUUGGUGAUUGUAAUUUUUUUAAUUGUGCAGAUUCUGCAGUUCUUUGUGUCACAAUGAGAGGUGGGAGCAUCUUGCUGUUAUACAUUUUGAAUGCAGAAAUAACUAACUGAUUUAUUGCAAUAAAUAUGAUGUUUAACUUAA
Molecule: messenger RNA, 952 nt
Organism: Sinocyclocheilus anshuiensis
Lineage: Eukaryota; Metazoa; Chordata; Actinopteri; Cypriniformes; Cyprinidae
Product: adrenodoxin-like
Exons: 4
Coding region: 133-672 (179 amino acids)
Biological process (GO): P450-containing electron transport chain
Cellular component (GO): mitochondrion
Molecular function (GO): 2 iron, 2 sulfur cluster binding; electron transfer activity
Source: RefSeq, a predicted model, not a curated record